Molecule: messenger RNA, 1999 nt
Organism: Nicotiana attenuata
Lineage: Eukaryota; Viridiplantae; Streptophyta; Magnoliopsida; Solanales; Solanaceae
Product: beta-fructofuranosidase, insoluble isoenzyme CWINV3-like
Exons: 7
Coding region: 253-1836 (527 amino acids)
Biological process (GO): carbohydrate metabolic process
Molecular function (GO): hydrolase activity, hydrolyzing O-glycosyl compounds
Source: RefSeq, a predicted model, not a curated record
UCUUUGGAUUAGUUGGAAUACACGACUUGGGAUAUAUUAUUUUGACUUGUACAAGAGAGAGUAAGAUGGGAUAGUGUAUUUAUACCUUCUUCGGUUGUAUUCAACAUUUGCACUAACAAAAAACAAAGUUUCUUGCUUUCACCAAGCCAAGAUCCAUAGACUAUCUUAUAUUUUGCACUCAAUAUUUUUCUCUCUUCAUGGCUCAACCUUAUAGAACUGCAUAUCAUUUUCAACCUCCCCGGAAUUGGAUUAAUGAUCCUAAUGAUUAAAUUUGCAGGACCAAUGAUAUACAAGGGAAUAUACCAUUUAUUUUACCAGUACAAUCCUGAAGCUGCAAUAUGGGGAAACUUAGCAUGGGGUCAUUCUACUUCAACUGAUCUUAUUAACUGGACUGUUCAUCCUCCUGCACUUUUCCCUUCAGAUUCAUAUGACAUCAAUGGUUGUUGGUCAGGUUCUGUUACAAUUCUCCAAAAUGGCACACCAGCUAUACUCUACACUGGUUGUGAUUCACAAGAUACACAACUUCAAAAUCUAGCCAUACCAAAAGAUUUAUCAGAUCCUUACCUUAUCGAAUGGAUUAAAUCGGAUCAUAAUCCGAUAAUGGUACCUAAUCCAGGGGAAGAAACUUUGUUCAGGGACCCGUGCACGGCGUGGUUAGGCCCUGACGAUGGAAUUUGGAGAGUAAUCAUAGGAAAUGAAAGAGAAAGCAAUGGAACUGCUCUUUUAUACAAAAGUAAAGAUUUUAUUCACUGGACUGAAGCUGAGCGGCCCUUGCAUUGGACAAAUGAAACGAAAAUGUGGGAAUGUCCUGAACUUUUCCCUGUAUUAGUUGAUGGUACUGAAAAUGGAGUUGACACUUCAGUGAUUUUGCAUGGAGUUAAAUAUGUACUGAAGAUUAGUGUGGCUGCUACUGGUGUUGAUUAUUAUACGAUUGGAAGUUAUGACCAUGAAAACGAUGUAUAUAUACCAGAUGAUGGAUUUGUAGACAAUAUUGAAUCAGGAUUAAGAUUGGAUUAUGGAAGGUUUUUUGCUUCCAAAUCUUUCUUUGACAGUGCCAAAAACAGGAGGAUCUUUAUUGCUUGGGUUGAUGAGUCUACAAGUAGGGAAAUUGAUAUCAUCAAAGGAUGGUCUGGUCUUCAGACGUUUCCACGGAAAAUUUGGCUUGCCAAAUCUGGAAAGCAAUUGGUUCAAUGGCCAGUGGAAGAAAUUGAAACGCUAAGGAAAAACCAAGUUAUAUUACCAGCUACAACACUAAAAGCAGGUUCAAAGAGUGAAAUUUCAGGUGUCACUGGUGCACAGGCGGAUGUAGAAAUCUCCUUCUCAAUCCCAAUCGCAACGCUUGAGCAAGCAGAGGUGCUGGACUCAAGUUGGAGUAAUUCACAAGAGCUAUGCCGCCAAAAAGCUUCAUCAGCAAACAGUACUGGUGUAGGACCUUUUGGAUUGCUAGUAUUGGCCUCAAAUAACAUUGAAGAAUAUACUGCAGUGUUCUUUAGAAUUUUCAAAAAGAAUGACAAGUUUGUUGUGCUAAUGGGCUGUGAUCAGAGAAGGUCGGCUGAGGGUCUUGAGUACGACACAAGCAAAUAUGGAGCCUUUUUGGAUGUUGAUCCUGUUACGGAAAACUUGUCAUUGAGGACUUUGAUUGAUCAUUCCAUAGUAGAAAGCUUUGGUGGAGGGGGAAAAGCUUGCAUUACAACCAGAGCUUAUCCUACUUUGGCCAUCAACGAUAAUGCCCAUAUAUUUGUUUUCAACAAUGGAUCCAAAGAUGUUGAAAUCUCCAGUUUGAGUGCUUGGAGUCUAAACCAAGCUCAGAUCAACGAAAUCGCCAUUUUAUUUUAAGAUUAAGUCAGCUUUUGAGAAUAGGUAUAUAUAAAUUUUGCAUGAGUUUUCUUAUAUCUCAUGAACCUGGUCGCUGAACAGAUGCGUUGUACGUGUUAAUUUGUGUCAAUUAUAAUAAAAUUUGUAUCUCAUAAAUAAUAAACUUUUAUCUGCAUAUAUAAUA